Ectocarpus sp. CCAP 1310/34 is the source of this 2125-nucleotide messenger RNA. Lineage: Eukaryota; Phaeophyceae; Ectocarpales; Ectocarpaceae. The record is from the annotation of a GenBank genome assembly.
AUGCUUCGCUGUGUCUGCCCUCGCAUCGCCGAACUUUUCGUCUCUCAUCCGUUGUGUGCACGAUGCCCCCGUCGGCUCCUGACAGGAAAGUUACACGGCGCAUGUGACACCGGGCCCGGCGCCGACCCGAUCGACGCCCCCGAAGCCCCCUGGCCGGGAACGUGCGGCGACGUCGACUCCGCGACCUUCGGCCGCGCCGAGAACACCUUCACGAGCGGGUUUGAGGGCCAAUGGACGGUGGAGCCCCUGGUGUGGGACAACCAGUACUUCAAGGACCUGCUCGAGUACGACUGGGUGAUGACGGAAAGCCCCGCCGACCUGGUGCAGUGGUUCCCGGUCCUGAAGGAGGGGGCUACCGAGACGGAGGACGAGAUCCCCGACAUCAUCAUGCUCACCAGCGACGUCGCCUUGUUGUUUGACCCGGAGUACCUCGCCCUUUGCGAACUCUUCGCCAGUGACCAGGCCUACCUUGACACCGCCUUCGCCGCGGCUUGGUACAAGCUCACCUCUCGCGACAUGGGCCAGUUCCAGCGCUGCGUGGGCACCGACGUGGCGCCGCCUCAGGACUUCCAGCUGCCGCUGCCGGAGGCGCCCACCGACCUCCCCGACACCGAAGGGGCCAAGUCGGCGAUCCAGAGUAUCCUGUCCAGCGACCCGUCCUACCCCGCCCUCUUCGUCACCCUGGCCUGGCAGUGCGCGUCCACCUUCCGCUCGACCGACUACUUGGGCGGCUGCAAUGGGGCGAGGAUCCGCUUCUCUCCCGAGAAGGACUGGGCCGGAAACCAGGGCCUCGACCAGGCGAGAGGUAUUCUGAGCCUGCUCUCGCCGGUGAAAGACGACUACCAGGAUGUGUCCUACGCCGACCUGAUCGUGCUCGCGGGAAACCUCGCUCUCGACAUCGACCUGUUGUUCUGCGCGGGCCGCGUGGACGCCACCGAGGGUGACGACCUCAUCUCGGUCCUCGAGCCCCGCGAGUACGACGACGUGAUCGUGGGCGUGCACGACCGCAUGAGGAUCAGGGGCCUAUCGGUCGCGCAGAUGGUGGCCCUCGCCGGCCGCCCCCGCAGCGCCUCGCACAUGAUCACCCUCGGCUUCANCAUGAAGAUCAGGGGCCUAUCGGUCGCGCAGAUGGUGGCCCUCGCCGGCCGCCCCCGCAGCGCCUCGCACAUGAUCACCCUCGGCUUCAGCGGGUCCUACACGAGCGACGAGCCCCCGGCCCUCUCCAACGCCUUCUACGUGACCCUCCUCACCGAGACCUGGGAGGAGGUACCCGGGUCCGACGGACAGGAGUACCAGGCCGUCGGGAAGUCCGGCGUGUACGUUCUGGCGACCGACCUCGCCCUUGUCUGGGACCCGGAGUUCAAGGCCCAGACGGUCAUGUACGCUGAGGACAACGACCAGUUCCUCAAAGAGUUCGCUUCGGCCUGGACCGCGGUGAUGAACGCCGACCGUUACGACGGGCCCACCGGCAACGUCUGUGAUGACGUCUCGGACGACUCUGAAGACAGCAGCAGCGACGACCACUAAGUGCGAACGCUGAUACUACGCCGGGGGGGCUUGCGGUGAGGGCCAUGGCGUGGCAAGGACUGUCGUACAGAUUAUUUGGUUCCGUAUAAACGUGCGCUUCUUCGCGUGUGUACUGGAACGUGCCUGGUUUCCCGGUGAUAUUCUUGUUGCAUGUUUUGUCCCACCUGCGAAGAUGUCCGUGCUGAACGUAACCCACCCACCGCGUUGUUCCGACUGCUGCUCCUCGCCUGGACGAUGCUUCGCUACUUUUCUCAGCCGGACGAGUUCGACGGCUCCCGACGCAUCGUGUUCGUGUUGGUCUCCCCGGUGGCCUCUAUUUGAGCUAGGGUUAGCUGCCGACGUUCGUUCCACACAGCAGCCGCGAAGUGCUUGUAGCAUUGAAUGCAUUCAUGUAGACUAUCCGUUCGGGAUAGUAUCACAGGUGAAGGGGAUGAGUUGAAGUCUUUGCAGUGAGUUGGAAGAAACCGGCUACAUAUUGGGCGUAUUUAGGUCUAAGCCCCAACACUGAUUCAGUUAUGCCAGCAGGUGCCUAUCACAAAAAAACACAGCGUAGGUUCAAGUUCGCACCUCCCGGUAGUCUUCUUCCAUCUACUGGGCC